Molecule: messenger RNA, 1977 nt
Organism: Ochotona curzoniae (black-lipped pika)
Lineage: Eukaryota; Metazoa; Chordata; Mammalia; Lagomorpha; Ochotonidae
Product: sodium/glucose cotransporter 1-like
Exons: 14
Coding region: 1-1977 (658 amino acids)
Biological process (GO): sodium ion transport; transmembrane transport
Cellular component (GO): plasma membrane
Molecular function (GO): D-glucose:sodium symporter activity
Source: RefSeq, a predicted model, not a curated record
AUGAGCACCCCGAAGCCUGGGCAGGGUUUCAUCGUCUCCAACUGGACCGCUGUGGACAUCGGCGUCUACGACACCGCGGACUCUGUGGUGAUGACGUUCUACUUCCUGUUGGUCCUGGUCCUCGGACUGUGGGUAGGCGCUUCCUUGUAUGCCGCAAAUAUCGGCAGUAAUCACUUCCUGGGCCUGUCCUCGAAAGGAGCUACUUCAGGGAUCGCCAACGCCGCCCUGCAGUGGGUUUCUUCGCUUCAGCUCUGUGUGCUCGGUUGGGUAGUUUUUCCUUUGUACGCCAAGGCUGAGGUGGUGACAACUCCAGAAUAUUUGAGGAAGAGAUUCGGGAGCCUCCGGAUCCAGAUCUUCAUCUCUGUUUUGUAUUUAUUCUUCUGUAUCUUCAACAGGAUCUCGCUGGAGAUAAGUCACUGUGCCAUGUUCCUGAGGAUGAUUUUGGGCGUGGACGUUUACCUGGCCAUCCUGGUCUUGCUGGGCAUCACAAGCAUUUACACUAUCACAGGUGGUUUGGCCACCGUGAGUCUCACCAACAGUUUACACACUAUCCUCAUGGUGUUUGGAUCCUUGUUGCUAACGGGCUUUGCCUUUAAGAAUGUGGGAGGAUAUCAGGAGCUGCUGAAUAAGUACCCGAAGGCCAUUCCCCGCAUCAUAAGUGAUGGCAACUGGACUGCCAAGCCGGAUUGCUACCUCCCCCGCCGGGAUGCCUUCCACAUCUUCCGCGAUGCUGUCUCCGGGGACCUUCCUUGGCCUGGGCUUGUCUUCGGUACCCCCUGUGUCAGCUUCUACUACUGGUGCACCGAUCAGGUUUUCUUCCAGUUGUGCCUGGCAGGGAAGAACAAAACUCAAGCAAAAGGUGGCUGCCUUAUGUGCGCGUACCUGAAGGUGCUGCACCUGUUCACGCUCGUGAUGCCGGGGAUGAUCAGCCGCAUCCUGUACACAGAGCAAGUGGCGUGUGUGGUACCUUCCGAGUGUCAGAAGUUCUGCGGGGCCAGCAGCAGCUGCAACCCCAUCGCUUACGCAAUGCUGGUGAUAAAACUGCUGCCCAGCGGUUUGCGAGGCUUGUUGCUGUCCACAGUGUGUGCCUCCUUCAUGUCCACCCUGGCUUCCAUCUUCAACGGUACCAGUGCCCUGUUCACGCUGAACAUCUACACCCAGCUGCGGCCCGUGGCCAGCGAGAAAGAGCUCAUGAUAACCGGAAGGUUUUUUGUUAUACUCCUGUUUGCAGUCACCAUCGUCUGGGUCCCUAUCAUGGACACGGGGCACAGCGAAACGCUCUUUGAAUACAAGCAGGCCAUCAGGAGUUUCAUGACGCCACCCGUCACUGCCGUCUUCCUACUCGCCAUAUUUUGCAAAAGGGUCAAUGAGAAGGGCGCCUUCUGGGGACUGACUCUGGGCACCGUGCUGGGCGUCUCCCGCCUGCUCAUCCACUUUGGCUUCAGCCGGCAGUGGAACUGCCUGCAGAAGAGCAACUGUCCCUCCUUCCUCUGCGGCCUGCACUACCUCUACUUCAACCUGAUCCUCCUUGGGAUCUGCGUGCUCAGCAUGCUGAUCAUCUCCUUGGCCACAGACCCCAUUCCUGACAAACACCUCUACCGGCUCUGCUGGAGUCUGCGCAACAGCCAAGAGGAAAGGGUCAACCUAGAGGGGGAGCUGCCAUGGAAGAGACACUCUAAGUACCCGCUACAGCCAGAGUUAUUGAAGGAGGACCAGAGCUGUCUCUGGAGGACGUGGAACCUGUUCUGUGGCCUGGACCCACAGCCAAGCCCCAAGCUGGCCCCAGAGAAGGUGAAGGAGCACAGUGCUGCGUCACCAGAGAGGGCAGCGGGGCUGACUCCGGAGGAGGCAGCCAAGAGGACGGAAGGGGCAAGGGUGCGUUGCACGUGUCCAAAGCCCGUGGUCAAGUGGGUCGUCAAUGCCCUCAUGUUAGGCUUGAUCACACUUGUGACCACAGGUUUCAUCUUCUACGCCUGA